GUUGAUUGGGGCAGGCAAAUCAAAGUGGGGGGAAGUAAGAAAUGGGAAGCGAACUAACAAGACAAGGAUGAGGAUCUCAUCUGAUCUAGUCGUAGAUGAAUGACUAAUCAAAAUUUGUAAUAAUAAUUAAUAAUGAAGUGAAGAAGUUUCAAUCAUUCAAUUCAACUCCAACUCCAACUCACUCCCAUGGAGACUUACCCACUACUGCUUACGUUCUUCUUCUUAUUCUUUUCGAUUCUGUUUUAUACGAAUCAUGUAGAUUCCUCAACCAUAGGAUCGCGUUUCCUCUAUGACUGUGAUCAAUGUCAUCGCACCAAGGAACGAGAUAUUACUAAUACUAGAGUCCGCAAUUAUCCUGAUGAAAAGGACAUUGAUAUAAUUGCAUCAUAUAGCGAUGCGUCUGGUCAUCUUCGGCUAGCUAGGUUGAAAAUGAGUAGCUUAUCUGAUUCAUGGGUUUGGGAAAAUCCUAACACUGAACGUCAAAAUAACUCUCAGGGAGGAUUGGUUUCAUUGCAAUCUGAUUCAAGAUUUGAAGACAAUCUCAAGCACUCCACUGAUGAGCAAGAAAACGUUAAAUUUCCCCAUUACCCGUCAAUGAUAAUGACUCCAGUGAAGAUGAAGCGUCGGAUAAUGCGGCUAGAAAGAAGAAAAGCUCGUGCUGCUGAACUUAUUCAGAAAGACAAAGAAACUGACAAUCACAUUGUAUCAGCAGCAAUUGAAAGCUCCGAAGGAUUGGAUACCACUAUCAAGGGAAAGUAUAGUAUAUGGAGGAGAGAAUACGAAAACCCAAAUUCUGAUUCAACGCUGAAACUCAUGCGAGAUCAAAUAAUAAUGGCCAAAGCUUAUACAAAUAUUGCAAAGUCUAAGAACAAAACUGUUCUUUACAAAGCUCUCGUCCAACACUCCAGAGAUAGUCAACUAGCGAUAGGAGAUGCAAAUUCUGAUGCCGAGCUUCAAAUUGGAGCACUUGAUCGGGCAAAAGCUAUGGGUCACAUUCUUUCUAUAGCAAAGGACCGACUUUAUGACUGCAAUUUGGUGUCUAGGAAGUUAAGGGCGACGCUUCAGUCAACCGAAAAUAGAGUGAAUAUGCAAAAGAAAAGAAGUGCAUUCUUGAUUCAGCUAGCUGCAAAAACAGUGCCUAGACCAUUGCAUUGCCUUCCCCUGCAACUAGCCGCGGAUUAUUACCUACAGGGAUAUCAUAAGAAAGGAAAUGUUGACUUAGAAAAGACUGAAGAUCCAUCUCUUUUCCACUAUGCUAUCUUUUCUGAUAAUGUACUGGCUGCAUCUGUGGUUGUUAAUUCUACUGUGCAGAAUGCAAAGGAGCCUGAGAAGCAUGUAUUUCAUAUUGUGACGGACAAAUUAAAUUUUGCAGCGAUGAAAAUGUGGUUUCUCAUCAACCCUCCUUCUAAAGCAACCAUUGAAGUUCAGAAUGUUGAUGAUUUCAAGUGGCUGAAUUCCUCUUAUUGUUCUGUUCUACGUCAACUUGAAUCAGCAAGAAUCAAGGAAUAUUACUUUAAAGCCAAUCAUCCUUCCUCCCUAUCUGCUGGUUCUGACAACCUAAAAUAUAGAAAUCCCAAAUAUUUGUCGAUGCUGAAUCACUUAAGAUUCUACCUUCCUGAAGUUUAUCCAAAAUUGGACAGAAUUCUAUUCUUGGAUGAUGACAUUGUCGUGCAGAAAGAUUUAUCACCUCUUUGGUCAAUUGAUUUGAAAGGUAUGGUGAAUGGUGCAGUGGAGACGUGCAAGGAGAGCUUCCAUAGGUUUGACAAAUACCUAAAUUUUAGUAAUCCACUGAUCUCCAACAAUUUCAGUCCCGAUGCAUGUGGUUGGGCAUUUGGCAUGAAUGUCUUUGACUUGAAGGAGUGGAAGAAACGAAACAUCACCGGAAUAUAUCAUCGGUGGCAAGAUAUGAAUGAGGAUAGAACCCUCUGGAAGCUUGGAACCUUACCCCCAGGAUUAAUCACCUUUUAUAAUCUGACAUAUCCACUUGAUCGAGGUUGGCAUGUUUUGGGACUUGGCUAUGACCCGGCUCUGAACCUAACAGAGAUAGAGAACGCCGCUGUUGUUCACUACAAUGGAAACUACAAGCCAUGGUUAAAUCUUGCUGUUUCCAAGUAUAGAUCAUACUGGUCCAGAUAUGUUAUGUUUGAUAAUCCAUAUCUUAGAGUUUGCAACCUGAGUGAAUAGUCAAUUUUUGUGUCUAUAUAUUUCCUCCAUUAGCAUAUUGUAGCUUUUGAGGAUAUGGCACAUGUAGUAUAGCGUAGACAAUUACAUCAUAUGGUCCACUAUGGAUAAACCCAUUUAAGAAAAUAUUUUUUUAGUCUUUUAUUCUUUUGAAAUUAAAAAGUUAGCCUGUUAUACUCUCAUAAUUAUCUAUAUUAAACCUGAACACACACACAAACGCAAUAGUUCAAUGUUUCCAGACCGGUUUUCAAACUGUGAUCCAAGCACCACCACAGGUUUGUAGCAAUUCAGUUUUGAUCUGUCUCGCUGCUUUUUUAUUUUAUUUGAUUGGUUUGUGUAUCUUUUGACAUAACUAUGUAUCAAUUUUGAAGAAUUAAAUAAAUUGCCAUUCAUUCUAUGA
Messenger RNA from Cicer arietinum (chickpea), 2581 nucleotides. Its product is annotated as probable galacturonosyltransferase 3. Gene Ontology annotation, molecular function: polygalacturonate 4-alpha-galacturonosyltransferase activity. The record is from RefSeq and is a predicted model, not a curated record. Lineage: Eukaryota; Viridiplantae; Streptophyta; Magnoliopsida; Fabales; Fabaceae.